AUGGAGUCUGGGAACCUCCCUCGGGAAAUCGCGGAUGGGCUGGUCGAGAUUUCCUGGUAUUUCCCUGCUGGGAGGGAGAAUUUGGAUCUUUUCCCAGACCCCUUCGCAGUUACAAACCUGCGUGGAGACAUUGAGUCCCACUGGCUGCAGUUCAGCUUUUUAACAGAGGUCUCCUCAGCAGUGUUCAUUGUUACUGAGAGUAUCAACGAGAGACAAUACGCGCUGUUAUCAUCUCUGCAGGGAUCAGCCACUAAAUACUACUUCAUCUUUAACUGCAAGAUUGAGAAACCCGAGGAGACCCUGCAAUUCCUUUAUAAAUUAGAGUCGGUGCUGAAACUAGACAAACUAAGUGUGCUGAUGAGAGAGAACACCCUAAAUCAUGCUCAGUUUGUGGAGAAGCUGCAGCUCACCAUUGGAAGCCUCAUGGAGUCCUCUCUCAAGAGAGCCUCCGUAGCAGACAUGGCUGCGAUAGCACGAGAAUUAGGUAUCCGGGUGGACGAGGACUGUGAGGAAUGCCAAAGUGCGAGCAAACGGGUGGCAGGAAUCACAGCGGAAAUAAAGGACGUGGCAAAGUACAAGAGGGAAAUGUUGAGACUCCCAGGGGGUCUGUGCAAAAAGUUGGCCAAGGCGGAGAAAGAGCUGUUCCGAAUGCAACGGCAAGGGGAUGCAGCCACUGGGCUCCAUGCAUCUCAGCAAAGAGAGGAACGGUUGGACUUAUAUACCCAGCCGGAUAAAUGUGAGCUUACUGAUGGGAUGGUCAAGUUUAUUACUGGGCUAGGAAAACUCUCUCAAGUGGAAACACACUACUUCCUAAAGUGGAUGAAAUACCAUCUGGGUCGUAUUGCUCAGGGCAAUCUCUCCAGCCUGCAGGCUGACUAUAAGGAGAAAUGUCAUGUUAGAGGAGAUGAUCCCCAACAUAGAGCAAAACUGCAUGAACCAAUUUCCUCCAGUUCCUUAGGGGUUGAGCAUUUCAUGCGUGGGUUGGGGCAGUUUUAUGAAGCUGAAUGUGCAAUGGUGAAGGAAGUAAAAAAGCUAAAAACCCAAAGGCAACUCAUCCAUCUCCCAGGCAUAGCAGCUGACCUGAUGCUGGAAGGGUUUCCUCUAGAACUGAUCGAUGGAGAUGUAUCCAACAUCCCACUGCAGUGGGUGACAGAUGUUCUGACCCAGCUCCAUGCCAAGCUGGGGGGAAGGUCCAGAAUGCUGGUUCUAACAGUGCUGGGAGGGCAGAGCACUGGGAAAUCCACCCUCCUCAACACCAUGUUCGGUCUGCAGUUUGCAGUGAGCAGUGGCCGAUGUACACGAGGAGCCUUCAUGUCACUCAUUAAAGUGGCAGAGAACUUUCAACAGGAGCUGGGCUGUGAUUUCAUCCUGGUGAUAGACACAGAAGGCUUGAAAGCCCCCAAACUGGCCAAGUUGGAGGACAGUUAUCAACAUGACAAUGAGCUGGCCACACUGGUGAUUGGACUGAGUGACAUAACCAUCGUUAACAUGGCCAUGGAGAACGCCACUGAAAUGAAGGGUGUUCUGCAAAUUACGCUAGAUACACUUCUGAAAAUGAAGAAAAUCAGGCAACAUCCAAACUGCCAAUUUGUGCAUCAGAACAUCAGUGAUGUGUCCGCACAUGAACAAAACACGGGAGACGGGUAUCAGCUCCUGGAGCCGCUGGAUGAAAUGACCAUUGCCGCAGCUUGUACAGAAAAAGGAAUCAGGAAAACGAAAUUUCCUGGUAUUAUACAUAAUGAUGCAGAGAAACACAAUUGGUACAUCCCUGGCUUGUGGCAUGGAGUCCCUCCCAUGGCUCCAGUGAACAUGGGAUACAGUGAGAGUGUGUUUGAGCUAAAGAAAUACCUGAUUGAAUUCAUGAGACGAUACUCAUCUAGUAGACCCCUUAAGGACAUCCCCCAGUUUAGUGAAUGGGUAAGGAGCUUGUGGAAUGCUAUAAAACAUUCAAAUUCUACCUUCAGCUUGAGAAAUAGCUUUGUGGCUCACACGUAUAACCAGCUGUUUACAAAGUAUUCUGAAUGGGAAUGGGAUUUCCGCAAGGAGAUGCAUCUCUGGGUGUCGGAGCAAGAAACUUUUAUCCAGAAUCAGCCUCAAGCUGAAGUAGACCAUGUGGCUUUAAGCAGGUUAAACCAUGAAACUUGGCAGAAACUGCAGCAAGAAGAACGGAGGGUCUUGGAUUGUUUGCAAAACUACAUUGGAAGCGGAGCUGCAAAUGUGCUUCUGACAGGGCAGUACAGGGAAGAUUUCAUCAGGAGCACCAAUGGCCUGACGAAAGAACUCGGACGGUAUUGGCUCAGAAAGUGUGAAGAAGCACUUGACAACCAAAGCAGCCCUGAGAGAUUGAACCAUCAGAUCCAAGCCGUGAACAUGAAAACAAUGAAAGGGAAAGCGGACGGUCUGUUGGGACACUGCAGGAAAAGAAACCUUUCCACCUUUCCAAAGGGGAUCAGGAUAUUCUGUGAGGCGUGUCUGAGGCCUGCCCUGGUGGAUUAUGUUAAUAGGAUGCUUGGUAUAAAAAUAGUGGACAAUUUUCGCAAGAGUGCACAGGGGAUUGGAUAUGGCAAUCGGAGCUUCUUCCAAUUUUGGAUGCUGAGCAGACUCUUGGAGGAGAUGAACUUUGAUGGCUAUGUGAAAUAUAUUAAUAACUACGAAGAGUUUGCCAAAACUUGGAUAUGGACACACCUGUUAGAUCACUACAAAGAGACUAGGGGCGUGGAAGAUUUGGAGAGAGAGCUUCUGGCCACAGGAAUAAAGAAAAUCAGGGAUGCUCUGGAGAACUCCAAGACUCAGACUGACUUUUUAGGCAGCUUUUUCAAAUAUUUGCAAAGGGAUCUUGUAAUAUCCAGGGACAGGUUAGCCAGAAUCCAGCUUAUUAAUACAACAAAUCCAAACCUGUUUCCCAUUGCUGUUCAAGACUUUCUGCCUGCACUCGAGCAAGCAAUCUUAUCCCAGUUUAAAGACUUGGAUGUUGAGUCUAAGUUCUCCAUCCUGUCUCUGAAGCCCCAGGAGGAGAUCUUUAAGCACGUGUUUGGCUGUGGGAAGUGCUGUCCAUUCUAUUCCAGCUACAAAACUUCCAACUAUUGGAAGUUUGUUUUCAAGGCGUUCAACCAACAGUUUGCUAGAGAUAGCAAGUGGAGAGGUAAGAAUGACUCCCUGCUGCAGCUACUCAAGGACAAGGUGGAGCUAUGGCUGGCCAAAGCUGAUCAGCAGGGCAGUGGAAAGUAUGUAGCACCCUCUCAAGGGAUGGAAUAG
Molecule: messenger RNA, 3255 nt
Organism: Malaclemys terrapin pileata
Lineage: Eukaryota; Metazoa; Chordata; Testudines; Emydidae
Product: up-regulator of cell proliferation-like
Exons: 3
Coding region: 1-3255 (1084 amino acids)
Molecular function (GO): GTP binding
Source: RefSeq, a predicted model, not a curated record